GACCCACUUUAUCCUUCAGAAAUGACCAUCCACGGGCACGAUUUACCCAAUUUUCGUUUCAAACAAAAAUCUUUUCUGUUUUGUGUAGGAACCUGUUUUGAGAUCCAAAAAGACGCAAAUAACACUUCAGUGAUGUAGUAAAAACACAAAUGACGAAUUUAGUUAGAAGUUGUCGAUUCUAAACCCGAAAUUAAACUUUGAGGUUAUGUAAACCGAAAGACCGGAAAAUGAAGUGACCGAGAUGUCGAAUCUAGAACCACUGGAAAACUUUACUCAUGUACAAGUUCCAUCCAGCGUUCUUGAGUGUAAAAUUUGUUCGUACUCCACUGUGUCCAGUUUUUUCAUGAUGAAGCACACAAGAGGUCACCGCACAUCGUUACAAUAUUUCAACUGCGAACGUGCCAACAUUGAAGCGUUUUACUGCAUUGAUUGCAAUUUUCAAACCCAGCUAACAAUUAUUUUCAAGGAGCAUUCAAAAAACACGAACAAACGCACAUUCCAGAAGUAUACGUGUAAUCAUUGCCAUUUCAAAAGUCACAGUUGCAUUAAGUCGCUUCAGCAUAGUAUAAAAUGUGUCAAAGUUGCUCACGAAGAGAAUGUUUGCACCUGGUAUAACUGUGACCAGUGUGGACGCAGAUACAAAUACAAGUAUAGUUUGAAACAACAUAAAAUUUUCAAACACUCGUACAUUGACAAGUGGUAUCAAUGCGGAAAGUGUUCGUACAAAACCAAAGAAAUACCAUACUUAAAGCACCACAUGAGUUUGAACCAUUUAAACAAAACAGACGUCAAAGCGUUUGAAUGUGACAAGUGUCCAUACAAAACACGGUAUAAAGGAACUUUGAAACACCACAUGACGGCUCGGCAUUCAAACGACCACGAUAUCGAGUGGCACUACUGCACAAAGUGUCCCUACAAAAGCAAAUUUAACUCGAAUUUAAAAAGCCACGUGAAUGUGCAUCAUUUAGACGAAAAAGAUAUCAGAUGGUAUGAAUGCAAAGAGUGUCCAUACAAAACUAAACAAAAAACGGCCUUAAAUAAUCACAUAAAUGCGUAUCAUCUGAAUGAGGCGGACGCUAAAUGGUAUGAAUGUGAAAAGUGUCCGUUUCGAACUAAACAGAAAACGACGCUGCAAGGCCACAUGGUUGGGCGACAUUUGGAUGAAAGGGAUAUUAAGUGGCACGAAUGCGACCAGUGCACGUACAAAGCUAAGCAAAAGUAUCGGUUACAAAGGCACGUCAUUGCGAUGCAUCGGGACGAACGGGAUAUCACGUGGUACAGAUGCAACAAGUGUCCAUACAAAGGUAAACAGAAUUAUAAUUUGAGGAGGCACAUAAAUUUGCACCAUGUGGCCGAAUAGGAUGUUUAAUGUUUUUUAUUCGGACGUGCCUCUCAACGCGAUGUGCGUACCGAACGAUAUUUUCCUGUUUUUGACGAUAUUUAACAUGUGUUUUAUGUAUGUUUGUAAUGGGGAAUUCGAUUCACGAUGUAGUCUGAAUAAAUUAAUUUCUGAUUUAUCGAAUUUCGCUAUUUCAAAACACAACGUAGGGCUCCGAUUUUGUUGAGGAUCACAGGUCGUUUUUCGAAUUUUUCGCGGGUUUUAAAAUGUUGUGCGCAUGUCUUAAUUUUGGCGGUUUAUUGUGCGUCGACUUCUGGUAUACAUGUGUGUAAAAGUUGGCUAAAAAUUGUUACUUUUAAUUUGUU
Zophobas morio is the source of this 1704-nucleotide messenger RNA. RefSeq names its product zinc finger Y-chromosomal protein-like. Gene Ontology annotation, molecular function: RNA polymerase II transcription regulatory region sequence-specific DNA binding; DNA-binding transcription factor activity, RNA polymerase II-specific. Lineage: Eukaryota; Metazoa; Arthropoda; Insecta; Coleoptera; Tenebrionidae. Gene Ontology annotation, biological process: regulation of transcription by RNA polymerase II. The record is from RefSeq and is a predicted model, not a curated record. Bases 242 to 1360 code for a protein of 372 amino acids. The transcript is spliced from 3 exons.